Molecule: messenger RNA, 603 nt
Organism: Salarias fasciatus (jewelled blenny)
Lineage: Eukaryota; Metazoa; Chordata; Actinopteri; Blenniiformes; Blenniidae
Product: interleukin-6-like
Exons: 6
Coding region: 1-603 (200 amino acids)
Biological process (GO): cell differentiation
Molecular function (GO): interleukin-6 receptor binding
Source: RefSeq, a predicted model, not a curated record
AUGCAGGCCAAAACUGAAGGCCGGCAGCUCCUCCCGGCGCCGCCAGCCCUCCGCAGGCCUCCGACCAGAGCAGCCAGUGUUUUCCAGCAGUGCGCCAUGCCCUCCAGAUUUAACCCGCUCUCCGCGCUGAUGCUGGCGGCUCUGCUCCUGAGGGGGGAGGCGACCUCUGACCUGCUGAGCACCUGGAAAGCUCUGGCCGGCAUCGCCAAGCAGCACAAGAAACAGUUCGAAGACGAGUUCCACAAGAGCGUGACCAUCCUUGAAAGCUACAAGACCUCUUCUUUCCCCAUCAAGUGCCCAGAGUUCAAUUUCAGCAGGGAGGCCUGCUACCACAGGUUAGCCAAAGGCCUGCAGGUCUACACGGUUCUCCUCCGGCAUGUGGAGCGGGAGUACCCCCAACAACCUGAUCCUGUCCGCCGCCAGGCUGAGGAGCAGCUGCUGCGGGAGUUCGACACGCCGGACCGCUACCACCGGAAGAUGACGGCGCACAGCAUUCUGCACCACCUCAAGGUCUUCCUGGCCGACGGCACCAGGGCCAUCUUCAAGAGGGAGCGGGCCUGGGCCGGCAGGAAGGCCGUCACUUUCCACGCCGCCAACAGCUGA